Molecule: messenger RNA, 5800 nt
Organism: Mercurialis annua (annual mercury)
Lineage: Eukaryota; Viridiplantae; Streptophyta; Magnoliopsida; Malpighiales; Euphorbiaceae
Product: protein translocase subunit SECA2, chloroplastic
Exons: 37
Coding region: 68-5494 (1808 amino acids)
Biological process (GO): protein import; protein targeting; protein phosphorylation
Cellular component (GO): membrane; chloroplast envelope
Molecular function (GO): ATP binding; protein binding; ABC-type protein transporter activity
Source: RefSeq, a predicted model, not a curated record
GACAGUGUUGACCACUUCACUUGGGCUGGUGAGAAGAAAAUCUCUGAUCAGUGAUCAGUCAUGCAAAAUGGAGUUGGAGCCGGAAAUACCGGAAUGCCCGGUGUGCUUACAGAAUUACGACGGCGAAAACACAAUUCCACGUGUACUCACUUGCGGACACACAACCUGCGAGUCAUGUCUUCUAAAUCUGCCGCAAAAGUACCCGCAAACAAUUCGGUGUCCUUCUUGUAUUCAGCUCGUCAACUUACCAUCUCAAGGCCCAUCUUCUCUUCCCAAAAACAUUGACCUUCUCAGGUUAACAAUCACCGAUCAUAAUCAUACUACAAAAAGACCCUUCAAAGAGAGUCCCAACCAAGUUGAUUCUGUCUCUCCCUUAUGGUCUGAUGAGUUCUAUAUUACAUGGAAGAAGUGGGUUCUUCAAAAUGAUGCUGUUUUGCUUGAGGCAAAAGAAAAAGAUUGUGGCUUUUUGAAGGAUGGUGAUAAAAAGGUGAGACUUUUUAAGGUUGGUGAUUGUGUUUUAGAUGUUAAAGGAAGUGGGUUUGUUUUUAAAGCGAGUUAUGUUGCUAGGAUUAUGAAUUUUUUGUAUAGGUUAAGAGAUGAGGUGAGAGGGGAAUUGAGUUUCAUUUUAGGAAUUUGGUCAAAGUGCUGUAGGGUUUGUAAAGUUUAUGGCUUGUGGGGUGAUUUGGGAGAGGGGUUUUUGUAUUUAGUUUGUGAGAGAUUGAAUGAGUUUGUUUGUUUUGAAAAUGGGUUAAGUAAGGAUGUUUUCUCUAGUUUUGCUCUUAUGGGAAUGGAAAUUUGUGAAGCAAUAAUGGGUUUGCAUUUGGAAGGGUUAUUUUUGGGUUGCUUGAGUCUUACAUGCUUUGAGUUGGAUGCUUUUGGACAUGUACAUUUGAGUUUGAAUGAGAUAUUAUAUACUGGAAGAAUAGUUUACCAGGAUGUUACGGAAGCUUUUUCUGGUGAAAAACUGAUUGGUCUUAAAGAGAUCGGAAAAUUGAUGAGUGAAUUGUUUAAAAGAGAAGCUUUUGUCUGUCCGGAAUUGUUGUUGGAGAUAUUGAAGAAGGAAAAAAUAGAGGUUGAUUGUGGUAGUAGCUUUGGAUCAGCUGCUGGUAGCUCGGAUGUUUGGUCGUUGGCUUGUAUCUUUCUUAGGCUGUUAAUUGGUAGACAAUUUGUUGAAGAGAUGGUUAAAUAUGUGGAUCAUUCUGUUUCGAAAGUGAGUGAAACUGAUAGUUCGGAUUAUGCAGGGGUUUACAAGGGUUUGAUCGAAAAAUCAAUUUCUCUUUUGAAUAGUAAAUUAGGCGAUGAAUUCAAGCCGUUGCAGCAUAUUCUUUGCAGAUGUUUAAAUUUUGAUUCAGACAGUCGGCCAUCUGUGUUUGAUCUUUGGAAAUGUAUUAGGGAGCUAAUUAUUAAGCCUGAGUUUGAUACUCUGCUCAGACUGGAUAAGGGUAUUAAUGUGAAGAAAAAGGGUCAUUUUUUGGUUCUUGGUGAAUUAUCCCUGGAGUCCAAGAAAAGACUGCAAAUACAUGAUAAGGAUGAAGUGCUGGGACCAGAAAACAAUAGUGGAGAAAAUCUAGAUCAACUUGAGGGGGUUAUGUAUAGUAAAGAUUUUUUUGAGGGCCUUUUACUUGGAGAAGUCAAAGUGAAAGACUUGCAAGGCCAUCUUGAUUGUGUUACAGGAUUAGCCAUUGGAGGGGGAUUUCUGUUCAGCUCUUCAUUUGAUAAAUCGGUUCAAGUCUGGUCUUUGCAGGAUUUCUCUCAUGUGCAUACAUUUAAAGGUCACGAGCAUAAAGUCAUGGCUGUAAUUUAUGUUGAUGAAAAAGAACCACUAUGCAUAAGUGCUGACAACGGAGGUGGCAUUAUUCUCUGGAGCAUUACUGUCCCUCUCAGGCAAGAACCAUUAAAGAAAUGGCACGAGGAAAAAGAUUGGCGAUAUAGUGGUAUCCAUGCAUUGACAACAGCUGGAAAUGGGUAUUUGUAUUCCGGAAGUGGAGAUAGGUCAGUUAAAGCAUGGUCAUUGAAGGAUGGAAUCCUAUCAUGCACUAUGGAUGGUCAUAAAUCUGUAGUUUCCGCUUUAGCAGCAAGUGAUGGGGUUCUGUAUAGCGGGAGUUGGGAUGGGACUAUCCGACUGUGGAGUCUAACUGAUCAUAGUCCUUUGACAGUGUUAGGUGAAGACAUGCCGGGAACUAUAGCCUCUGUUUUGUCCCUUGUUGUUCGCCAGAAUAUGUUUGUUGCAGCAUAUGAAAAUGGACAUGUAAAGGUAUGGAGAGACGAUAACUUAAUGAAAUCCAUGCAACUUCAUAAUGGUGCCAUUUUCGCUACUGCUAUGGAGGGGAGAUACAUGUUUACUGGAGGGUGGGACAAAACUGUCCAUGUACAGGAAUUAUCGAGAGAUGAAUUUCAAAUGGAUACCAGACUCAUUGGAUCUAUUCCGGGUGGAGCUGUUGUAACAUCUUUGCUAUACUGGCAAGGAAAGCUUUUUGUCGGUCAUGGUGAUAGAACUAUCAAGGUGAAUUUUAGCAGUUUGACGAAAAGGGUGAGUGAUUUUACGAGCUUGAACUACUGGGUUGUAAAGGAUUACUAUCGUUUAGUGGAGUCUGUUAAUGCUCUCGAGCCGCAAAUUCAGAGGCUUUCUGAUGAUCAGUUGAGUGCUAAAACUGUGGAGUUUAGAAGACGAUUGAGACAGGGAGAGACGUUAGCGGAUAUUCAAGCUGAGGCCUUUGCUGUUGUUCGUGAAGCUGCAAGAAGGAAACUCGGAAUGCGCCAUUUUGAUGUGCAGAUUAUUGGGGGUGCGGUGCUCCAUGAUGGAUCAAUCGCUGAGAUGAAAACAGGGGAGGGAAAAACAUUGGUUUCGACAUUGCCUGCAUAUCUUAAUGCACUGACUGGUGAAGGUGUACAUGUGGUAACUGUGAAUGAUUACCUGGCUCGACGAGAUGCUGAGUGGAUGGGCCGUGUUCAUCGGUUCUUGGGUCUCUCAGUUGGUCUUAUUCAGAAGGGGAUGACUGCUAAAGAGAGAAGAUCCAAUUACCAAUGUGAUAUAACAUACACCAAUAAUUCAGAACUCGGUUUUGAUUAUCUACGAGAUAAUCUUGCUGGAAACAGUGAGCAACUUGUGAUGAGAUGGCCAAAACCAUUUCAUUUUGCAAUAGUUGACGAAGUUGAUUCAGUUCUCAUAGAUGAAGGGAGAAAUCCAUUGCUGAUAAGCGGUGAGGCUAACAAAGAUGCUGCAAGAUAUCCAGUUGCUGCUAAAGUGGCUGAACUACUUGUUCGUGGGCUUCAUUACAAUGUAGAGCUUAAAGAUAAUUCAGUGGAGUUGACUGAGGAAGGAAUAUUACUUGCCGAAAUGGCUCUUGAAACAAAUGAUCUGUGGGAUGAGAAUGAUCCUUGGGCAAAAUUUGUGCUUAAUGCUUUGAAAGCUAAAGAGUUCUAUCGCCGAGAUGUUCAGUAUAUUGUUAGAAAUGGGAAGGCUCUCAUAAUAAAUGAGUUAACAGGAAGAGUUGAAGAAAGAAGACGAUGGUCUGAUGGAAUACACCAGGCUGUAGAGGCUAAAGAAAGUUUGAAGAUUCAAGCUGAUUCAGUUGUUGUGGCACAAAUUACAUACCAAUCACUGUUUAAGCUUUACCCAAAGCUAUCUGGAAUGACUGGGACUGCAAAAACUGAGGAAAAGGAAUUUUUGAAAAUGUUCCAAAUACCAGUUAUCGAAGUUCCCACAAAUUUACCAAAUAUCCGUGAAGAUUUGCCUAUACAAGCUUUUGCGACUGCUCAUGGAAAAUGGGAGUAUGUCAGGCAAGAAAUUGAAUACAUGUUUAGGCAGGGCCGUCCUGUUUUAGUUGGGACCACCAGUGUUGAGAAUUCAGAAUAUCUGUCUGACCUGCUUAAGCAAUGGAAUAUCCCUCAUAAUGUUCUGAAUGCACGACCCAAGUAUGCUGCAAGGGAAGCUGAAAUUAUUGCCCAAGCAGGGAGAAAAUAUGCCAUUACUAUCUCGACAAAUAUGGCUGGCAGAGGCACUGAUAUCAUUCUUGGGGGAAACCCAAAAAUGCUUGCCCAAGAAAUUGUCGAAGAAAGUGUACUGACUUUUCUAACGCGUGAAGUUCCUGAUGUUGAAGUUGAUGGCGAGACAAGUUUGCAACAGGUGAUGUUAAAGAAAAAGAUUGGAUCAGCAGCAUUAGGACUGUUGGAAAAGGCUACACUAAUGGCUAAAUAUGUUGGCAAAAGUGAGGGUAAGAAGUGGACAUACCAGGAGGCAAAAUCGAUGAUAUCAGAAUCUGUGGAAAUGAGCCAGUCAAUGGAUGUAAACAAGCUUCAGAAUGCUGUUAACGAGGAGUCUGAAAUGUAUCCACUUGGCCCAACUAUAGCUCUUGCUUAUUUAUCACUAGUGAAGGAUUGCGAAGUGCAUUGUUUCAAUGAAGGGUCUGAAGUGAAGAGGCUUGGGGGGCUACAUGUGAUCGGUACAUCGUUACAUGAAUCUCGGAGAAUAGAUAACCAGCUUCGUGGAAGAGCAGGAAGGCAAGGGGAUCUUGGAUCAACACGAUUUAUGGUUAGUUUGCAGGAUGAAAUGUUUCAAAAGUUUAAUUUUGAUACUGAGUGGGCCGUCAAACUCAUCUCAAGGAUUAAUAAUGAUGAGGAUGUACCAAUUGAAGGUGGUGCAAUUGUAAAACAGCUUUUAGCACUACAAAUCAAUGCUGAAAAGUACUUCUUUGGCAUAAGAAAGAGCCUGGUUGAGUUUGAUGAAGUAUUAGAGGUACAAAGGAAACAUGUUUACGACAUUAGGCAGUUGAUUUUAACGGGUGAUGAUGAAAAUUGUUCCCGACACAUAUCACAAUACAUGCAGGCGGUAGUGGAUGAAGUCAUCUUUGGCAAUGCCGAUCCCAUAAAGCAUCCAAGGAGCUGGAGUUUGGAUAAGCUUUUGAGGGAUUUUAUCUUUAUUGGGGGAAAGCUUGUGCAGAACUCAUUUGCAGAGAUCACCGAGGAAGCGUUACUGAAAUCUCUUCUACAACUUCAUGAAUCAAGUGCUAUAGAUAUCAAUGAGUUUUACCUUCCAAACUUGCCAAAGCCUCCAAAUGCUUUUCGAGGAAUCCGCAGGAAGUGUUAUUCAUUAAAGCGCUGGCUUACUAUUUGCUCUGAUGAAUUGACCAAUAACGGCGGAUACCGGACAGCUGUCAAUCUUCUUCGCAAGUACCUUGGAGAUUUUCUUAUUGCUUCAUAUUGGAAUGCUGUACAAGAAUCUGGUUAUGAUGAUGCGUAUAUCAAGGAAAUUGAGAGGGCAGUGCUUCUGAACACCCUUGACUGUUUCUGGAGAGAUCAUCUUAUAAACAUGAACAGGCUCAAUUCAGCGGUAAAUGUAAGAAGUUUUGGGCACAGGAAUCCUCUUGAAGAAUACAAAAUUGACGGGUGUCGAUUUUUCAUUUCGAUGUUGAGUGCAACUCGAAGACUAACUGUUGAAACCCUACUGCAGUACUGGUCAUCUCCUAUGGAGUCCCAAGAAAUCUUUGAAAGAUAAAUGCUGAUCAGUCAUCAUGCGCAAGAUGGAGCCAGUCAUUUGAGCUAGUGUGCAGUUGAAGCCAGUCACUCGAACUACACUGCGUGGUACUACAAUAUUAAAGCUAGUCACUCAAACAUACGUUAUUAUCAGCCAUCCACAUUUUUUAGAGUCUGCAUCAGUAAUUUAUACACAUUGUGUGUAUUGAGAGUUGACAUCCGUUAGAAAAAUUGUCACGAAUUUGGUAGUACAAAUAGUUGGCGGUUACCAUUUGUAUUAUGUAAUCUAAAAGAUUCAAUCAACAACAAAAAAUUUAUCUCUUUUAAA